Messenger RNA from Tetrahymena thermophila SB210, 1836 nucleotides. Its product is annotated as transmembrane protein, putative. The transcript is spliced from 2 exons. The record is from RefSeq and is a predicted model, not a curated record. NCBI's taxonomy places the organism in Eukaryota, Ciliophora, Oligohymenophorea, Hymenostomatida, Tetrahymenidae.
AUGCCUAUUUAUUUAUUUGUCCUCCUAUACUGCAUACUCAAAUCUGUCUAUGUUAUGCAAAAAAAACAUCGUUUAUCUUCUUAUCUAUGGAGUUCGAUGAUAUCAAAGUUCUAGUUUCACUAACUAAGGUUCAGCAAAAAGAACCAAAGAAAGCAACAUAAUUUAUCUGACGCUGAGCUUGGUUUCGGCAAUUCAAAUGGCAAUAUUACUGAAAAGAAGGAAAUGGAAAUUUCAAAAUGUUAAAUCCACAGUGAGUCAGCUGAUAAGCUCAUCUCAUUUACUUCUUUGAAUUCUCUAGACGAAGAGUAAGAUUAAAGCUCUCAAAAAUACUUUUAGUGGGAGACAUUCUUUUAAUAUUUCAAGCUUGAAUUCUGUGGAAAGUCAAACCGCUCAUUGUAUACUCUCAGAAACAUCUCUCCUAAGUCACGCACUUUCAUAAUAUUAGGAAUUGUUUUAUAUAAUGUAAUCUCUACUUUUACCUAUCUCGCUACUCGCUUAACUUCUCGCGAUUCUUUUAAUCUUGUAUAUCUCUAAAUCUUCUUUUUUGAGGCUAUCUUCGCCUUAAGCUUCCCUAACUUCAUAACAAUAGUUACAUGUCUCAAAGAGUUUUCAUUUAUUUCUUACUUGACUCGCCAAGUUGGUUUAUACUUAAUUCAUAUUACUAUGAUUGUAUUUUAGCUAAAGACUCUAGAAAUAUUAUUCUUCAUUUACUACAUCUUAGUAGUUGUUUUAUAUUAUGAUCCUUGUUCUAUGACUCCUUACUUCUAAACUGAGAACCAACACUAAAACACUCUCGAAAUGUAUCAUUUGACAUUCUUAGGAAAAAUACAUGGAAGAUUUAUGUUCUUCUAUGUUAGACGUGUUGAUGAAUCUAAUUUUAGAGUUAUCAUUGCCUAUGCCCUUAACAAAUAGCUCUAAGUUUAUAAGGAAUCAAAUUUUGGAAACAAAAAUGUCCAUAAACUCCACUUUGAUAAAAAGCAUAAACUACUCACCUUAUGGACUAAAGCUCCUGACACUGGAAUUGAAAUUGCAAUCUAUCAUGUCCCCUCUUUAAAAUGUUUAUAAGCCACAAGUUUAUACAGAUCUCCUGCCGCAAAUGUAUAUGGCUAUGAAAAUUGCCCUUAAAAGUAUUGUCUUAUAAAUAAAUAAGGACAUAACGUCCAUCUCUUUGAAGGAAACGUUUACUUGACAGCAAUUCCAAUCCCUGGAAGACCUGGCGCUUAUGACGAUUUCUUUGUCUACGAAGCUAGUCAUGGAAGCGAAAUACUCCUUGGAAAAAUUCAAAACACCAACGAAACUACCGAUUAUAGAGUAUAUCGUAUUGUUAAGGAGAAAAAAAUAUGGAUUGCUGAAGAUAAAAUUGAAUUUGAUGAAGUUAUAACCAGCUAAAUUUUAAUUAGCAAGGAAAAAUUAAUUUUCAUCUCCGCUUCAUGGAAUAUUUAUGUUUAUGAUCCUAACACUUUACAAAGAAUUGAUGUAUUUUCAAACUAGUUACUUCCUAACUCUAUUUACUGCCAAACUAAGUACCACGCAGAUUAAGAACUAUUUGAAGUAGAAAUUAACAAAGAAGGAGCUAAUUUCUUAAUCCCAGAUAUCACUAGACCCAAAGUAUUAGCAAGAAUGGAAAAAAAGGAAUUUAAUUCUCUCUUUUUCUUGAACUAUAAGCCUAUUAUUCUUUGCUUCUAAAAGUCAGGAAAGUUCUUCAAGAGAACAGUCAAGUAUUCUAUUUUUGACCUUCCCAAAAAAGAAGAACUCUACAAUGAAUUAACCCCUUCAUAAACUGACCUUGAAAACUUCUAUACUCAAGUCCCCGAAAUUAGCGAAUUGUAAAAGUGA